GGCAGCUUUCAUAUCUCAUAGCAUCACUGUAUAGACUGGAGGCCACUCUGCUUCUAGGACAGGACUUUCUAUUGCUUCCACACAGCCUUCAAAAAUGGAAUCAGAAGGCUUCAGCGCUACUACUGAACAAUACGACUACUAUGAUUACGCAAAUGAGACUGGACUUCAACCAUGUGAUGAAACAGACUGGGAUUUCUCCUAUUCUCUGCUACCUGUCUUUUACAUGAUCGUGUUUGUCCUUGGACUCUCAGGGAAUGGAGUGGUCAUCUUUACAGUAUGGAAGGCCAAGCCAAAGAGGAGAUCUGCAGACACCUACAUAGGCAAUCUAGCACUGGCUGACCUGGCCUUUGUGGUAACGCUACCUCUGUGGGCCACAUACACUGCUCUAGGCUUUCACUGGCCUUUUGGCUCUGCACUGUGCAAGCUCAGCAGCUAUCUGGUCUUGCUUAAUAUGUUCGCCAGUGUUUUUUGCCUGACCUGCCUCAGCUUUGAUCGGUACCUGGCCAUUGUUCAUUCACUUUCCAGUGCUAAACUUCGCUCCCGCUCCUCCAUCCUUGUAUCCUUGGCUGUUAUCUGGCUCUUCUCAGGGCUUUUGGCACUCCCAAGUCUGAUUCUACGUGACACACGUGUAGAAGGCAAUAACACCAUCUGUGACCUGGACUUCAGCGGUGUUUCAAGUAAGGAGAAUGAAAAUUUCUGGAUCGGGGGGCUAAGCAUACUUACCACAGUUCCGGGUUUCCUGCUGCCCCUGCUCCUUAUGACCAUCUUUUACUGCUUCAUCGGGGGCAAAGUGACCAUGCAUUUCCAAAACCUAAAGAAGGAGGACCAGAAGAAAAAGAGGCUUCUUAAGAUCAUUAUUACACUGGUUGUGGUGUUUGCUAUCUGCUGGCUGCCUUUCCAUAUUCUGAAAACCAUUCACUUUCUAGACCUCAUGGGCUUCCUGGAACUUUCUUGCUCUGCACAGAACAUCAUUGUCAGCCUGCACCCCUAUGCCACCUGCUUGGCAUACGUUAAUAGCUGCUUAAACCCUUUCCUUUAUGCCUUCUUUGACUUGCGAUUCCGCUCUCAAUGUUUUUUUUUUUUUGGAUUUAAGAAAGUCCUCCAAGGGCACCUCAGCAACACAUCUUCCAGUUUAAGUGCACAGACUCAAAAAUCCGAAAUUCACUCACUAGCCACAAAGGUCUGAUUGGGCAAAGGGACAUUUCAUUGGGUGUGGGGCAGAGACUUUGUUCUAAAGACUUUUAGGGUUGAUUGAACGUUAUCUCUUGUUGCUGCAAAGGGAAGCUGAUUACAGAACAGGGACUUACACAGUCUACUGGAUCAUAUCACUGGAGUCUGUAAAAUGCCCCCACUUAGUGGAUGUCUGGCUUUUCCUGAGUAACAGACACACCUUAGUGAAAAGACAUUCUUGCUCGGUCCCUCCAGAAAACAGGAGAGCUGGUCGGACAGGGUGGGAGAUGCAGUUUACUGAUGCAAGAGGGAGAACUGGGUAUCACAUGGGUUAACACAUGCUGUAUAUUGCUGGAUUUCUUCUUUGCAUUUGAGAACUAUAUGUGCUUUCCUGUAUAUAUUUUGCUUGUUAAAGCACUUGUAUGAUACACUUUUAACACAUUGUUUAAAGGUAAUUUUGGAAUGUAAUGUAAUUGCAAUGCUAUUUAACCAAUUCACUUCUGUGAGAAAGUCCCACAAUUUGAGGUGAACUGGUUAAAAAGCAGGUAAAAUUAACAACUGUCUUGAACCCUUAGUUAAUAAAAAAGCAAAGAAUCCCUUUGUAGGGUUAAACUAUAGGCCCCUAUGGCAGUUGUUCUGAACUACCACUUAAAGUGUACCCAAACAGCCAGUAUCUGGCUGAGGAUGCUGGGAAUUGUAGUUUGCAUUAUCCUCCAGAGUAUGCAGGUUUACCACCAAAACUCUAAUUUGAUUAAAACAUGUAGAGAUGGUAAAAGAGGGAACUACUAGACACAAAAAAACUGCAAACUAUUACCAAAGAUAAAGGACUACUGAAUGCUGUUAUUCUGUGACUGGUGUAAGUCAAUUGCUUCUUAUCCUUAUGUACUGUGCCUCAGUAUAUGUAUGUGUGUUUAUGUAUAUACUUAUAGCAUAUAUAUAUGUGUAAAGUAUUCCCUCAGAGAGGGGGAGCCUUAACAGAUCAUUGAUAAAACUGUUUUGUUUGAUGCAAUAAAAAUCUUGGACUUU
This is a messenger RNA of Xenopus laevis (African clawed frog), 2196 nucleotides long. It is a transcript of the gene aplnr.S, whose product is annotated as apelin receptor S homeolog. The record is from RefSeq and is marked provisional. Gene Ontology annotation, biological process: tube morphogenesis; chemokine-mediated signaling pathway; immune response. Gene Ontology annotation, molecular function: C-C chemokine binding; G protein-coupled receptor activity; C-C chemokine receptor activity. Lineage: Eukaryota; Metazoa; Chordata; Amphibia; Anura; Pipidae. Gene Ontology annotation, cellular component: membrane; plasma membrane; external side of plasma membrane.